CCUCAGCAAGCCUAAACAUACACAUUCACACAUACAGCAGAGAGAGAGAGAGAGAGAGAGAGAGAGAGAGAGAUGGCGGAUUGGGGACCGGUGGUGAUAGCCACGGUGCUGUUCGUGCUGUUGACGCCGGGGUUGUUGUUUCAGAUACCGGGCAACGGCAGAUACGUGGGACUCUGCAAUAUGCAGACUAGCGGACUGGCGAUUCUGGUUCACUCCAUCAUCUUCUUCGCGCUCGUCGUUAUUUUUCUCAUCGCCAUCGGAGUUCACAUCAACACCGGCUAGCUACUUAUUCUGUUUCCAUUUGUAUCCUGCUUUAAUUUUUGAUACGCGUUUCUUUUGUUGUUUUGAUAUGUAUUGUAACAACCGAUUGUGAUUGUAAA
Molecule: messenger RNA, 380 nt
Organism: Rhododendron vialii
Lineage: Eukaryota; Viridiplantae; Streptophyta; Magnoliopsida; Ericales; Ericaceae
Exons: 1
Coding region: 73-282 (69 amino acids)
Source: RefSeq, a predicted model, not a curated record